UAUAAGAGCAGUGUGUGAGGUUGUUGUUCCAUUCCGCUCCCUCCAUCCCGUCUCCCAGUCAGGCGUUUGGUUAUGAGGAGAACGAGCAGGGGGAAUUGUGCAAGCAGAAACCACCCAGAACUGACCAGAGUCUUGGCCCUGCCUACUAUAACCCCACCCAGGUGUGUGUGAGUGAGAGAGAGUGUUUGAGUGUGAAAGAGAGUGUGUGUGUGUGAGAGAGAGUGUGUGUGUGUGUGUGUGAGUGAGAGUGUGUGAGUGUGUGUGUGUGUGAGCGAGAGUGUGUGAGUGUGUGAGAGAGAGUAUGUGAGUGUGUGUGAGCGAGAGUGUGUGUGUGUGUGUGUGUGUGAGAGUGUGUGAGUGUGUAGCAUGAGAUUGUUUUGUUUGUUCUGUGUGUGUUUCAGGGAGAACCGAUGUAUAAAGGAAUCCACUUUGGCAAAAUGACGGGGAAAAGGACAGAGAUGAAGGUGGUGGAAGGACCUGGACCAGGACACUACCAUCCAGAGGAAGAUCACUCUGUGCUCUAUGAGAAUGUGAAUUUGAAGCAAGAGCUGAAAAGUCAAACUGAGUUGCAGAUUCCUCGGUAUAAUGAACUCCUUAUACUGCAGGCAAACAAGAAGGGUGUUCCUGGUCCUGGUCAGUAUGAUGUUAAAGGACAAUUUGAGAAGUCAAAUGGAGUCUCUGUGUCCAGACCAGCAUUUAUGUCACAAACACCGAGGUUCUGCUCAGUGAAGGAUAUGGUGCCUCCUGUGGGUUCCUAUAAUGAUCCUCGCUGUGCUCUGGAGAGUCUGAAGAAACUCAGUGGAGUGAAGAAAAGUCCUUUUAACCUUACUGCAGCUCGAUUCAUUCCUGAAAACAGAAAAAACACCACACCAGGCCCAGGAGCAUAUAACAUGUUUGAUUAUGGUCUAGCCAGUGAGAGUCUGAAAAAAGCACAUUUGGAGGGUAAGAAGACGGGCGGCUUUGGCUCAACAGCCGAGAGAACCACCAUCUUCUUCAGUAGCACAGCAUCAACAACAGAACCAGGACCAACACACUAUACGGUGGAGAAAAAAAGUGAGGAGUUUUACAAACAACAGCCUACAGCAGUCUUUAAAUCAGCCACGGAGCGACUCCCUGCACCUCUGGUUGCUAAGGACACACCUUCUCCGAGCUCAUACAAUGUGCAGGAAGCAUAUGAAAAAAUGUAUGGACAGGGUCGACAUGGUGAACCUCGCACAAAAGCAGCACGAAAACGCCAGAGCUGCUUCUUAAGCACCGCCUCCCGAAGCUCCUCCUUCCACUAUGAUCCACAUAUCCCAGGCCCAGGUCUCUACAGUCCAGACAUUAAGUCUAGCCCACAGUUUGCUCUCAUUGGCACUAAUGAGGAUCGAUUUAAACAACCUAAAGACACAACACCUGGACCAGGAGCAUACAUGCUGAGUCCUACUUUUUCAGACACACUACUUAAGCGUUCCUUCAAUGUGACCCUCCAAAACCCUAUGAUGUUGCAUGCUCUGGCUCCACCCCCUCAGCAUGCCAUGGAGGCGGCUCUUUCCUUCACCAGUGCUUAAAUACACACAGUCACGGUCAAAGGUCAAGCUGGAUAGUCGACAGCACAUCCCCGAGAGUCUCCUGGAGCUCCUUUUUAAAAAUAUUGGUGAUGUCCUCCUUCAGCGAAGCCAGCAAUUCGAGCUCUGAAGUCAGAGUCACCGCGCAGUGAUGCGGAUUCAGGGGAAGAAGGGGACUCGCUUGCGGUGCGCACAGUAGGCCUCAGUUGUGUCUGAAUAGUACUAAGGGCUUUUGUGUUUUUUCCAGACAUUUUAACGUGCCACAAAGUUAAAAGUGCAAACAAAAAAUGGAGUAGAAUAAGUCAAAAUCUAUUGUGUGACCGAAAAGUGCAAUUACAAUUUUAAUCGAAAUCGGCAGGAGCCUCCAACUUCGUGUCCUACUCCAUUGGCAGCUCAGCAGCGCCCCCUAAUCCAUAGUUAAUAUGAUGAACUACAUUCACUGCUGCUCAAGAAGGUAACACAAUACAAUAAGAACCGGGGGUGGGAUGGAGGUGGUAUGUAAAUUUAUGAACAGGAUGAAAUUAACAGGUGUAAAUUGUUAUUCUGUCUUCUGGGACACAUGUAAGUAUCUUAUUUAGCUUCUAAAGGGCAAUACUAAAUGAAAAAAAAAUACCUUUAAACAAACUAAUAACAAUUUACACUGAUAAUCCUAUUAAAAAAUGUACACCACCCUGGCAUUUAAUGUAUUGUGUUACCUUUUUGAGCAUCAGUGAAUGUUUGCACCUUAUGUAAUAGUCCUGUACGAGUCCCUCGGCUGUCCUCCGUGUGAAAAGAUGGAUCUCCUAUUAUAGUUACUGUUGGAAAGGGGUCAAAUAUACAGAAGAUGCAGGAAAAGUAAAGAAUGUGCAGGACCUGGAGGAUUUUUCUGAAGAACAGUGGGCAGUUUAACUGCUCAGGACAAACAAGGGACUCCGCAACAACUAUCACAACACAUAAAAAGAGUCGUGGAUCAUCCAGGUAACGACACACAGUAUUAAGAAUCAAGUGUGUGUAAACUUUUGAACGGAGUAAAUUUGAUAAAUUCAGCUAUUAUCUUGUGGAGUAUAUGUAAACUUCUGUUAUGUGAAAUAGCUUAUUCAUGGUAGUACUAAAUAAACAACAACAUGGGAUUAUGAUAAUCAAUCUUAUUUUGUUAAGAGUAUUAAUAUUUUGUAGAUUCUGCAAGGGGUAUGUAAACUUCCGACCGCAACUGUAUACCCACCCAGCUACCAACACACACACACACACACGCACACAAAUUCAACCACUUAAAAACAGCAAAGACUUUUAUAAACAAUUAAAAAUAGACUAUAAUACGAACAUUUUAACAAAUUAACAAAAACACCACAGUUAAAUCACUCUAAAUACCUUUCUUUUUGCAAAAGUCUUCUCUUGCGCCCACACUCUCGAUAUGAUGCCAGCUGGAGCCACCUCUUCAUCGUCCCCUCGACCUCCAUCUCUGCAGCAUUAGCCGUGAAGAGGUUUCUAUGAACUGCAGCUUUGGAAUAAUGACAUAUCGUAAGGUCAUUAUGAAUCUUAAGCAUUAAUU
Ictalurus furcatus (blue catfish) is the source of this 3075-nucleotide messenger RNA. Its product is annotated as sperm-tail PG-rich repeat-containing protein 2. The record is from RefSeq and is a predicted model, not a curated record. NCBI's taxonomy places the organism in Eukaryota, Metazoa, Chordata, Actinopteri, Siluriformes, Ictaluridae. The transcript is spliced from 10 exons. The coding region runs from base 411 to 1550 and encodes 379 amino acids.